Molecule: messenger RNA, 1248 nt
Organism: Kuraishia capsulata CBS 1993
Lineage: Eukaryota; Fungi; Ascomycota; Pichiomycetes; Pichiales; Pichiaceae
Exons: 1
Coding region: 1-1248 (415 amino acids)
Cellular component (GO): membrane
Source: RefSeq, a predicted model, not a curated record
AUGGAAAUCCCACGAAUAUGGGAUGCUCACGAUGUUUUGAUUCACCCCUCCAGAAGCCGAAAUUCGGUCACUAGCAAAUUGGGGAUGUUUUUGACGCGGAGUCGGUCCUCGGAGCUGAACCGCAGCAUUACUCAUCUCAGUGAUAUUCGCAAAGACAUGUCUAAAUUGCCUCAGUUUAACGACAUAGACGAACUGGCAGACUUAUGCGAUAUGGCUGAUGCCAUGUUGAAUAUGACGACAACGCAGAGAGAUGCAGCCCAAAACCACUUGUUUGCCGAUUCCACGGAGAUGAGGUCAAAAUUUGACAUCAUCGUGGAGAACGAGCGAGGAGCUAUGUUAUUUGGGAUACCAAUGUACUCGAAGAACACGCUAAUUGAUCCGUUUGAUCCUCCAAAGUUUCAAAAUAUCAAAGGUCACGAGAUAACGGAUAUAAAAUUGUUUGCACUUCCUGCUCUGGGCUGGAAAUGGAGCUGGCCCAACUGGUAUGUCCUAAUGAUCAGCGAUGUCGAUGACCAGGGCUGGAUAUACUCGUCUAUAAGAUUCAAAUCCCAACAUUGGAAAGGUGUCGCUAGAUUUGGGAAUUUCGUUAGAAGAAGAAUUUGGAUACGGAUGCGUGAAAAGGUCCCCAUCGAUACAGUACUAACCCACGAGUGGGAUAAUGACGAAAUUGCCCCAACAAUCGAGGUAGGAGGAAUUGACUCCAGAAGAGUUCGGAAGAGGGACAGAUUGAAGCGCAAGUUGGGCUUUUACUCAACUACUGCUGACGAUCUAAAUGAGAGUCUCAUGACCGAAGAAGCGUCAACGGUGUCCAACGGCUCCGCGAACAGCGACGAAGACUCACACCAGAUUGCAGACAGGCUUUCUCCUUAUCUUGCCCCAGAAAUGAGCAAUGUUUUAGAAGACCCAAUAUCUGAAAUGGAUGACGAGUCUAGAGACCCUUAUGCUAUCAUAUAUCAGCUGCGGCACGAGUUGCGUGAAAUGACAGUGGAUAGAAAAAGAGUGGACAAGCUACUUGAAUCUCUUCUUUCUUUCGAUAACGAGACUUUAGCGCUCUUGAUCUCAGAUUUCAAGACGUCGCUGGAGUUGUCCACCGCUUCGUUUUUGGCUGAAUUCUACAAGGGCAUACUUUUCAGAGACUCCAAAAGGCUGUUUCUCAAGGCAUUCCAGGAGAACAUUCCAAUGGACGACUCUGAGCGUUCGGAGUUGCUGAAUCAGAUAUUUGAGGUUUAUCGUGACGACUUGGGAUAG